AAGUUUCUCAUUGUUCAAAGAAAUAAUUUAAACUUCUUUAUUGACUCUAGCUUAUUGUUGGGCAGUGUGUAGGAGCAUUAGAAGUUGUGGUUGCAACCGAACAAUUAGAUUGCUUCUGGUUGCUAAACAUGAUUAAGAGGCGUGCUUAUGCUGCACAGCAUGGAAACAGCAUUCCCUAACAACCUGGGACCUCAGAAGCAAGGAAAGGCCCAAAGGCAGAGACUCUGGGAGGAAAAUUUGAAUUGCACAAGUGGAUGAGCUUCUUUCCACAGUUCUGUGACUAUGGAGAGUCAGUCACAGGCAUGAGAAACAGGAUAGCGACACUGUGGUCCUCAUGGAGUCUUUCCUUCUGAAAUUCCAUCGGAGGGUGAAUAUGCCUCUUCAGAGUUAGAAGACCAUUCUGGAAGAUCUGACUCUGGGCCAUAGCAUAAAGAAGACUGACUGCUGGAAUGUUUAGGAUCGGCAGGAGACAACUCUGGAAACAGAGUGUCAGCCGAGUUCUAACGCAACGGCUGAAAGAAGAGAAGGAAGCCAAGAGGGCUCGUCUGGACGGGAGGCAUGACUAUCUUUUUGCAAUUGUAGCUUCCUGUUUGGACCUGAACAAACCGGAAGUGGAAGAUGCUCUUCUUGAGGGUAAUCAGAUUGAAAGAAUCGAUCAGCUUUUUCCUUCUGGAGGACUCCGCCAUCUCAUGUUUUACUACCAGGAUGUGGAGGGAGCAGAAGCAGGACCAUUUGGCUUUUCAGAAGGGGCAAAUCCUGUUUCUGGAAAGAUGAAAAAGCCCAAGGUGUUUGUGACCGAAGGAAAAGAUGUUGCUCUUACAGGAGUAUGUGUGUUCUUCAUCAAGUCUGACCCGUCCAAAGCCAUCACAGCUGAGAAUAUCCACCGGGAGGUGAGCUUUAACACAUUAGACACUGCAGAUGGGGGCCUGCUAAACAGCGUGAGGCGUCUGCUCUCAGACAUCUUCAUUCCAGCUCUCAGGUCUUCCAGCCAUGGCUGGGGUGAGCUCGAGGGACUACAGGAUGCGUCCAGCAUUCGGCAGGAGUUUCUGAGCUCUCUGGAAGGUUUUGUGGGCAUCUUGUCAGGUGCACAGGAGAGUCUGAUGGAGAAGGUAAGCCUUCAAAAAUGUGAUGUAUUUGAACUGACAUCCCUGAAGGAACCCAUGGACUACUUGGCUCUAGCUAGUAACCCUGAGACUGUGGAAAAAGUAGAAUGUUGUAUGAAAGUGUGGAUCAAACAGACAGAGCAGAUCCUUGCUGAGAACAAUCAGCUGCGGAAGGAAGCAGAUGACGUUGGGCCUCGAGCAGAGUUGGAGCACUGGAAAAAACGGCUCUCCAAAUUUAAUUACCUUUUAGAUCAGUUGAAAAGCCCGCAGGUGAAGGCUGCACUGGCAGUGCUUGCUGCAGCCAAGUCCAAGCUGCUGAAGGUUUGGCGGGAGACAGACAUUAGGAUCACGGAUGCAGCUAAUGAAGCAAAGGACAAUGUCAAAUAUUUGUACACACUGGAGAAAUGCUGUGACCCUCUGUACAGCAGUGACCCUAUAACUAUGAUAGAUGCUAUACCCACACUUAUAAAUGCAAUUAAAAUGAUCUACAGCAUCUCUCACUACUAUAACACCUCUGAGAAGAUCACAUCUCUUUUCGUAAAGGUGACAAAUCAGAUGAUAUCUGCAUGUAAAGCCCAUAUCACCAGCCACGGGACUGCCACCAUCUGGAGCCAGCCUCAGGACAUUGUCAUGCAAAAGAUAGCAUCUGCAAUCCAGCUUAAACAGGGGUACCAGGCCUGCUUUCACGAGACAAAACAAAAGCUUAAGCAGAAUCCAAGUGAAAAACAAUUUGACUUUAGCGAGAUGUAUAUUUUUGGAAAAUUUGAAACUUUCCAUCGCCGUCUGGCUAAGAUAAUGGACAUCUUUACAACCUUCAAGACAUACUCAGUUCUGCAGGAUUCCAAAAUAGAGGGGUUGGAAGACAUGGUCACUAAAUACCAGGAUAUUGUUGCUGCCAUAAAGAACAAGGAAUAUAACUUCUUAGAUCAGCGGAAAAUGGAUUUUGACCAGGAUUAUGAAGAGUUUUGCAAGCGGACUAAUGACCUUCAUAACGAGUUGCAGAAGUUCAUGGAUGUCUCAUUUGAAAAGGUUCAAAGCACAAGGCAAGCUCUGAGCAUGCUGAAGAAAUUUGAAAGAUUGAAUAUACCUAACCUUGGUAUUGAGGAAAAAUACCAAGUAAUUUUUCAGAAUUUUGGGGCUGACAUCGACAUGAUUUCUAAGCUGUAUACAAAACAGAAAUAUGACCCUCCCUUGGCUCGGAACCAGCCUCCCAUAGCUGGGAAGAUCCUGUGGGCUCGGCAGCUAUUCCACAGGUUGGAGCAGCCAAUGCAACUCUUCCAGCAGCAUCCCUUUGUUCUGAGGACUGCCGAGGCCAAACCAGUAAUACGCAGUUACAACAGGAUGGGCAAGGUCCUCUUGGAGUUUGAGGUCCUCUACCAUAGGGCAUGGCUUCAGCAGAUUGAAGAAAUUCAUGUAGGUCUCGAGGCUUCCUUACUGGUGAAGGCUGCAGGCACAGGGGAAUUGUUUGUGAACUUUGAUCCUCAGAUAUUAAUCUUAUUUAGAGAAACAGAAUGCAUGUACCAGAUGGGACUGCCAGUCUCACCAUUUGCAGCUGCUCUCUUCCAGAAGCGGGAUAUGUACAAAAAGAACUUCAAUGACAUGAAGAUGGUUCUGUCUGAAUACCAGCGAGUGAAGUCGAAAAUGCCUCCUACCAUUGAACAACUGAUGGUCCCACACUUGGCCAGAGUGGAUGAAGCCCUCCAGCCUGGCAUGGCUGCCCUGACAUGGACGUCCCUGAAUAUUGGGACAUAUUUAGAAAAUGCUUCUGCAAAGAUUAAGGACCUGGAGCUGCUGCUUGACCGAGUCAAUGAUUUGAUUGAGUUCCGCAUCAACGCCAUUCUGGAAGAAAUGAGCAGCAUGUCACUUUGUCAGCUCCCUCAGGAGGACCCCCUCACUUGUGAAGAAUUCCUCCAAAUGACAAAGGACCUUUGUGUGAAUGGUGCUCAGAUACUCCAUUUUAAAAGCUCUCUAGUGGAGGAAGCAGUCAAUGAGCUAAUAAACAUGUUACUGGAUGUGGAUGUCCCACCUGAAGAAGAAAGUGAAAUAGUGUCUCACAAGAACAUCAGCUCUAAUAGUGACACUUCAGGAAGAAGAGAAGGACAUUCUGAGGCUUUGGCAUCUUCCUUUAAUUCUGGGGCCAGUCCUCUGCCUUUGACAGCAGUCACACGAAAGAAAAAAGAAAGCGAGAUAUUAGAGGAAGCCCGUGAACUGCUUUCCCAUUUUAACCAUCAAAACAUUGAUGCUCUUUUGAAAGUGACAAGGAACACUCUUGAGGCCAUUCGAAGACGCAUUCAUUUCUCCCACAUGGUUAACUUCCGGGACAGUAACAAUGCAUCUAAGACGAGACAGAACCAUCUUCCGAUUUUUCGGGCAAGCAUCACUCUGGCCAUUCCCAACAUUGCUAUGACUCCUGCCCUGGAAGACAUACAGCAGACACUGAACAAGGCCGUGGAAUGCAUCAUCAAUGUCCCUAAGGGGGUUAGACAGUGGAGCAUUGAGCUACUGUCCACGAGAAAGAUGCAUGAAAGAAAAAUGGCUUCUCUGAAGAACAACGAAGACAGUGACUCUGAUGCUGAGGCAGAGGAAAGUGAACUGCAAGAAACCCUGGAGAUAGCAUCUGUAAACUUGCCCAUUCCUGUGCAAACCCAGAAUUACUAUAAGAAUAUUUCUGACAACAAAGAGAUCGUAAAAUUAGUCUCAGUUCUCAGUACCAUCAUCAACUCCACCAAGAAGGAAGUUAUCACAUCCAUGGAACGCUUCAAAUGCUACAACCACAUUUGGCAAAAGGAGAAAGAAGAAACUGUUAUGGCAUUUAUUUCACAAAACCCUUUGCUUUCUGAAUUUGAGUCCAGGAUUCUUUAUUUCCAAAGUCUGGAGCAGGAAAUUAAUGCAGAGCCCGAAUACAUCUGUGUGGGUUCCAUUGCUCUGUACACAGCUGAUUUGAAGUUUUCUCUGACUGCGGAGACAAAAGCCUGGAUGGUUGUGAUUGGCCGUCACUGUAACAAAAAAUACCGGAGUGAGAUGGAAAACAUUUUUGUAGUUGUUGAAGAAUUCCAAAAGAAACUGAACCGGCCAAUUAAAGACUUGGAUGAUAUUCGGAUUGCAAUGACAGCCCUGAAAGAAAUCAGGGAGCAACAGAUCUCCAUUGACUUCCAAGUGGGACCUAUUGAGGAAUCUUAUGCCAUGCUUAACAAGUAUGGACUUCUGGUAGCCAAGGAAGAGAUGGACAAAGUUGACACUCUGCACUAUGCUUGGGAGAAGCUGCUGGCCCGGGCCGGUGACCUUCAGAAUGAGCUAGUCUCUCUGCAGCCCAGUUUCCGGAAAGAGCUGAUUGGAGUGGUAGAAGUGUUCCUCCAAGACUGUCAGCAGUUCUACUUGGACUAUGAUUUGAAUGGUCCAAUGGCAAGCGGUUUGAAGCCCCAGGAAGCCAGCGACAGGCUCAUUAUGUUUCAGAAUCAAUUUGAUAACAUAUACCGUAAGUAUAUCACCUACACCGGAGGAGAGGAACUUUUUGGUUUGCCAGUUACUCAGUAUCCUCAGCUUCUUGAGAUAAAGAAGCAGCUAAAUCUUCUACAGAAAAUAUACAGCCUAUACAACAGUGUCAUAGAAACUGUGAAUAGUUACCAAGACAUCCUUUGGUCAGAAGUCAAUAUUGAAAAAAUCAACAAUGAACUCUUAGAAUUCCAAAACCGGUGCCGGAAGCUGCCCCGGGCCCUGAAGGACUGGCAGGCCUUUCUGGAUUUGAAGAAGACCAUUGAUGAUUUCAGUGAGUGCUGCCCCUUGCUGGAGUACAUGGCCAGUAAAGCCAUGAUGGAGAGGCACUGGCAGAAGAUAACUGCUCUCACCGGGCACAACCUGGACGUGGGCAAUGAAGCCUUCAGGUUAAGAAAUAUUAUGGAGGCUCCUCUUCUGAAAUACAAAGAGGAAAUAGAGGACAUCUGCAUCAGUGCAGUGAAGGAGAGAGACAUCGAACAAAAGCUGAAACAAGUGAUCAGUGAAUGGGACAACAAAAUGUUAACAUUCAGCAGCUUUAAGACCCGUGGGGAACUCCUCCUGAGAGGAGACAGUACCUCAGAAGUCAUUGCCAGCAUGGAGGACAGCUUGAUGCUGCUGAGCUCUCUCCUGAGCAACAGGUACAACAUGCCAUUCAAAGCCCAGAUUCAAAAAUGGGUUCAAUGCCUCUCUAACUCAACAGACAUCAUCGAGAACUGGAUGACUGUGCAAAACUUGUGGAUUUAUCUAGAAGCCGUCUUCGUGGGAGGAGACAUUGCCAAGCAGCUGCCCAAGGAAGCCAAGCGCUUCUCCAAUAUAGAUAAGUCUUGGGUGAAGAUUAUGAUGCGGGCGCACGAGAUACCAAAUGUGGUUCAGUGCUGUGUUGGAGAUGAGACCAUGGGGCAGCUGCUGCCACACUUACUGGACCAGUUGGAAAUCUGCCAGAAGUCCCUCACAGGGUACCUGGAGAAGAAAAGGCUUUGCUUUCCUCGCUUCUUCUUUGUGUCGGAUCCCGCCCUGCUGGAGAUUCUGGGUCAGGCAUCGGACUCCCACACCAUCCAGGCCCAUUUGCUGAAUGUGUUUGACAACAUUAAAACUGUCAAGUUCCAUGACAAGAUCUAUGAUCGAAUUCUGUCAAUUUCCUCUCGGGAGGGUGAGACAAUUGAGUUGGACAAACCUGUGAUGGCAGAGGGCAAUGUAGAAGUCUGGCUUAAUUGCCUCCUGGAGGAGUCAAAGUCCUCAUUGCAUCUUGUGAUUCGCCAGGCAGCCGAAAACAUUCAAGAAUCAGGUUUCCAACUGAUUGAAUUUCUUUCUUCCUACCCUGCCCAGGUUGGAUUAUUAGGAAUUCAAAUGAUAUGGACCCGGGACUCAGAAGAAGCCCUUCGGAAUGCCAAGUUUGAUAAGAAAGUCAUGCAGAAGACCAACCAGUCCUUUCUAGAGUUACUGAACACACUGAUUGACGUUACCACAAAGGACCUGAGCUCCAUGGAGCGGGUUAAAUAUGAGACUCUGAUUACUAUUCAUGUGCACCAAAGGGACAUCUUUGAUGACCUGUGCCAAAAGCAUGUCAAGAGCCCUACGGACUUUGAGUGGCUGAGACAGUGCAGAUUUUAUUUUCUGGAAGAUUCUGACAAGACGAUGAUCCACAUCACAGACGUGGCUUUCAUAUACCAGAAUGAAUUUUUAGGCUGCACUGACAGGCUUGUCAUAACUCCGCUCACAGACAGGUGCUACAUCACAUUGGCUCAGGCUCUGGGAAUGAGCAUGGGAGGAGCCCCGGCUGGUCCUGCAGGAACAGGCAAGACAGAAACCACCAAGGAUAUGGGCCGAUGUCUUGGGAAAUAUGUUGUGGUUUUCAACUGUUCAGACCAAAUGGAUUUCCGAGGACUUGGGCGGAUAUUCAAAGGGCUGGCCCAGUCUGGGUCCUGGGGUUGCUUUGAUGAAUUCAACCGCAUCGAUCUACCAGUUCUCUCUGUAGCAGCCCAGCAAAUCUCCAUUAUUCUCACAUGUAAGAAGGAGCGGAAAAAAUCUUUCAUUUUUACUGAUGGAGAUCAUGUGACCAUGAACCCAGAAUUUGGACUUUUUCUGACUAUGAACCCUGGCUAUGCCGGACGCCAGGAACUCCCUGAAAACUUGAAGAUAAACUUCCGUUCUGUGGCCAUGAUGGUCCCUGACCGUCAGAUUAUCAUUAGGGUGAAGUUGGCCAGCUGUGGUUUCAUUGACAACGUAGUUCUGGCCAGGAAAUUUUUCACACUCUAUCAGCUGUGUGAGGAGCAGCUCUCGAAGCAGGUUCACUAUGACUUUGGUCUGCGCAACAUUUUGUCAGUUCUACGCACACUGGGGGCAGCAAAAAGAGCCAGUCCCACUGAUACAGAAUCCACUAUUGUGAUGCGCGUGCUCCGUGACAUGAAUCUUUCCAAACUGAUUGAUGAAGAUGAACCAUUGUUUUUGAGUUUGAUUGAAGACCUAUUCCCAAAUAUUCUUUUGGACAAAGCAGGUUACCCCGAGCUUGAGACAGCAAUCAGUAAACAGGUAAUUUUUCAUGAUUGUGGAAAACCACACAGAGAAAUGAGGAUGAAUCCCAAAGCAAUUACUGCCCCACAGAUGUUUGGCCGACUUGACGUGGCCACAAAUGACUGGACGGACGGAAUAUUUUCUACCCUUUGGAGGAAAACGCUGAAAGCCAAGAAAGGGGAACAUAUCUGGAUAGUUCUUGAUGGUCCAGUUGAUGCCAUCUGGAUUGAAAAUCUGAAUUCCGUUUUGGAUGAUAAUAAAACUCUGACCCUGGCUAAUGGCGACCGGAUUCCCAUGGCUCCAAACUGCAAGAUUGUUUUUGAACCGCAUAAUAUUGACAAUGCUUCUCCUGCCACCGUCUCAAGAAAUGGAAUAGUUUUCAUGAGUUCCUCUGUCCUUGACUGGAGUCCUAUUCUUGAGGGUUUUCUCAAGAGACGGUCUCCUCAGGAGGCAGAGAUCCUUCGACAGCUGUAUGCAGAGACUUUCCCAGACCUGUAUCGUUUCAGCAUCCAGAACCUGGAGUACAAGAUGGAGGUACUGGAGGCCUUUGUGAUCACACAGAGCACCCACAUGCUGCAAGGGCUGAUCCCUCCCAAGGAGCAGGCCGGGGAGGUGGGCCCAGAGCACCUGGGGAAGCUGUUUGUCUUUGCCAUGAUGUGGAGUGUGGGCGCGGUCCUGGAGUUGGAAGGGCGCAGGAGGCUGGAACUCUGGCUGUCCUCGCGAGAGGUGCCCACUCUGCACCUGCCACAGCUGACUGAUCCCGGGGACACCAUGUUCGACUACUACGUGGCACCUGAUGGUUCCUGGAGGCACUGGAGCAUGUGUACCCCGGAAUAUGUGUAUCCUCCUGAUAUCACCCCAGAAUAUGGUUCUAUCCUGGUGCCAAAUGUAGACAAUGUGAGGACUGACUUCCUAAUUAAAACCAUUGCCAAACAAGGCAAGGCUGUAUUGUUAAUUGGUGAACAAGGAACAGCCAAAACAGUCAUAAUCAAAGGAUUUAUGUCAAAAUAUGACCCUGAAAGUCACAUGGUGAAGAAUUUGAACUUCUCUUCGGCGACCACUCCACUGAUGUUUCAGAGGACUAUAGAGAGCUAUGUGGACAAACGUAUGGGCACAACGUAUGGUCCUCCAGCGGGGAAGAAGAUGGCGGUCUUUAUUGAUGAUUUGAAUAUGCCAGUAAUCAAUGAAUGGGGCGAUCAGGUCACUAAUGAGAUUGUCCGACAGCUGAUGGAACAAAAUGGAUUCUAUAACCUUGAGAAACCUGGAGAGUUUACUAGCAUUGUAGACAUCCAGUUCUUGGCAGCCAUGAUCCAUCCUGGGGGUGGACGCAAUGACAUACCACAGAGACUGAAGAGGCAGUUCUCCAUAUUCAACUGCACCUUGCCUUCAGAUGCUUCCAUGGACAAAAUCUUUGGUGUGAUUGGGAUAGGCUACUACUGUACCCAGAGAGGCUUCUCAGAGGAACUGCGAGAUGCUGUGAUGAAGCUGGUGCCCCUGACACGCCGCCUGUGGCAGAUGACCAAAGUGAAGAUGCUCCCUACCCCUGCAAAAUUCCACUAUGUGUUUAACCUUCGAGACCUUUCCAGGGUCUGGCAGGGCAUGCUGAAUAUAACUGCAGAGGUUAUCAAAGACACAGACGAGCUGCUCAAGCUGUGGAAGCAUGAAUGUAAACGUGUGAUAGCUGACCGCUUCACCACGUCUAGUGAUGUGACUUGGUUUGAUAAGGCUUUAGUCAGUUUGGUGGAGGAGGAGUUUGGUGAAGAGAAAACACCGGUGGUGGACUGUGGAGUUGAUGCUUAUUUUGUGGAUUUCUUGAGGGAUGCGCCAGAAGCUUCAGGUGAGACAUCUGAGGAGACUGAAGCUGAAAUACCAAAGAUUUAUGAGCCAAUUGAAUCCCUUAAUCACCUGAGAGAGCGUUUGAGUGUAUUCCUGCAACUCUAUAAUGAGAGCAUCCGUGGUACUGGCAUGGACAUGGUGUUCUUCACAGAUGCAAUGGUCCACUUAGUCAAGAUCUCUCGAGUCAUUCGCACUCCUCGGGGAAAUGCCCUUCUGGUUGGCGUGGGCGGAUCAGGAAAACAAAGCCUGACAAGGUUGGCUUCCUUCAUCGCUGGCUAUACCUCUUUCCAGAUCACUCUGACAAGAUCCUACAACACAUCAAAUCUUAUGGAGGACCUGAAGGUUUUAUAUAGGACCGCUGGCCAGCAAGGCAAAGGAAUCACUUUCAUUUUCACAGACAAUGAGAUUAAAGAUGAGUCGUUUUUGGAAUACAUGAACAAUGUUCUAUCAUCAGGCGAGGUCUCCAACUUGUUUGCUCGGGAUGAAGUGGACGAAAUUAAUGGUGACCUGACCCCGAUCAUGAAAAGGGAGCACCCCAAGCGUCCGCCCACCAAUGACAAUCUGUAUGAGUUUUUCAUGAGCAGGGUCCGAGGGAACCUUCACAUUGUGCUGUGCUUUUCACCCGUCGGAGAGAAAUUCCGAAACCGAGCUUUGAAGUUCCCGGCCCUUAUUUCAGGAUGCACAAUCGACUGGUUCAGCCGAUGGCCAAAGGAUGCUUUAGUUGCUGUGUCGGAACAUUUCCUCUCAUCCUAUAAUAUCGACUGCAGUGUGGAAAUCAAGAAUGAAGUGGUCCAGUGUAUGGGCUCCUUUCAGGACGGGGUGGCUGAGAAAUGUGCUGAAUAUUUCCAGAGAUUCAGGCGCUCUACCCACGUGACACCCAAAUCAUACCUCUCCUUCAUUCAAGGCUAUAAGUUCAUAUAUGGAGAAAAACACACAGAAGUGCAGAGCCUGGCCAACAGAAUGAAUACUGGAUUGGAAAAGCUAAAAGAAGCUUCAGAAUCGGUUGCAGCCCUGAGCAAAGAACUGGAAGUAAAAGAAAAGGAACUACAAGUGGCCAACGACAAAGCUGACACAGUCUUAAAAGAAGUCACAAUGAAAGCACAGGCUGCUGAAAAGGUCAAAGCUGAGGUGCAAAAGGUGAAAGACAAAGCUCAGGCCAUUGUAGACAGCAUCUCCAAGGACAAAGCCAUCGCUGAAGAGAAACUAGAGGCAGCAAAGCCAGCUCUAGAAGAAGCAGAAGCUGCACUCCAGACCAUCAAGCCCUCUGACAUUGCCACAGUGCGUACACUCGGCCGACCCCCUCACCUCAUCAUGCGGAUUAUGGACUGUGUGUUGCUGCUGUUUCAAAGGAAGGUCAAUCCGGUGAAAAUUGACCUAGAGAAAAGCUGCACUGUGCCUUCCUGGCAGGAAUCUUUAAAACUGAUGACAGCAGGGAACUUUCUCCAGAACCUACAGCAAUUCCCCAAAGACACGAUCAAUGAAGAAGUGAUAGAAUUUUUGAAUCCUUACUUUGAAAUGGCCGACUACAACAUUGAGACAGCCAAACGCGUGUGUGGGAAUGUAGCUGGUCUUUGUUCCUGGACCAAGGCCAUGGCUUCCUUUUUUUCUAUAAACAAGGAGGUGCUGCCUCUGAAGGCCAACUUGGUAGUGCAAGAGAAUCGUCACAUGCUGGCCAUGCAGGACCUGCAGAAAGCCCAGGCUGAGCUGGAUGACAAGCAAGCAGAGCUCGAUGUUGUGCAGGCAGAGUAUGAACAAGCCAUGACUGAAAAGCAGACCUUGCUUGAAGAUGCCGAGCGAUGCAGGCAUAAGAUGCAGACAGCGUCAACGCUCAUCAGUGGCUUGGCAGGUGAAAAGGAGCGAUGGACAGAACAAAGCAAAGAGUUUGCUGCACAAACUAAACGACUCGUAGGGGAUGUGCUGCUGGCAACAGCUUUUCUAUCAUAUUCUGGUCCAUUUAACCAAGAGUUUCGAGAUCUGCUGUUAAAUGAUUGGAAGAAGGAAAUGAAAGCCCGUAAAAUUCCAUUUGGGAAUGACCUAAAUCUUAACGAGAUGUUGAUUGAUGCCCCUACUAUCAGUGAAUGGAACCUACAAGGCCUUCCAAAUGAUGACCUGUCUAUUCAGAAUGGAAUUAUCGUCACUAAGGCAUCACGCUAUCCUUUGCUAAUUGAUCCACAGACUCAAGGCAAGAUCUGGAUUAAAAAUAAAGAAAGCCAAAAUGAACUCCAGACCACAUCUCUAAACCACAAGUACUUUAGAAACCACCUGGAGGACAGCCUUUCCCUUGGACGGCCUUUACUUAUAGAAGAUGUUGGGGAGGAACUAGAUCCUGCUCUGGACAAUGUUUUGGAAAAAAACUUCAUUAAAUCUGGAUCUACCUUUAAGGUGAAAGUUGGGGAUAAGGAAGUAGAUGUUAUGGAUGGUUUUAAACUAUACAUUACCACCAAGCUGCCAAAUCCAGCCUACACCCCAGAAAUAAGUGCUCGGACCUCCAUCAUUGACUUCACUGUCACUAUGAAAGGCUUGGAGGAUCAGUUACUCGGGAGAGUCAUCCUCAUGGAGAAACAGGAACUUGAGAAAGAACGAACUCAUCUCAUGGAAGAUGUAACCGCAAACAAAAGAAGGAUGAAGGAGCUGGAGGAUAAUUUGCUUUAUCGCCUGACGAGCACUCAAGGGUCCCUGGUGGAGGAUGAGAGUCUCAUUGUUGUGCUGAGCAACACCAAAAAGACAGCCGAGGAGGUGACACAGAAGCUGGAAAUUUCUGUGGAGACAGAAAUUCAAAUUAACUCAGCCCGGGAGGAGUACCGACCCGUUGCUACACGGGGCAGCAUCCUCUAUUUCCUCAUCACUGAGAUGCGCUUGGUUAAUGAGAUGUAUCAGACUUCACUCCGUCAGUUUCUGGGCUUGUUUGACCUUUCCUUAGCCAGGUCUGUCAAGAGCCCGAUUACAAGCAAGAGGAUUGCUAAUAUCAUUGAGCAUAUGACCUAUGAGGUUUUCAAGUAUGCUGCCCGAGGUUUAUAUGAGGAGCACAAAUUCCUGUUCACAUUGUUGCUCACCCUCAAGAUUGACAUCCAGAGGAACCGAAUCAAGCAUGAGGAGUUUCUCACCCUCAUUAAAGGUGGCGCCUCAUUGGAUCUUAAAGCCUGUCCUCCCAAACCAUCGAAAUGGAUCCUAGACAUGACCUGGUUGAACUUGGUGGAACUUGGCAAGCUUAGACAGUUUUCAGAUAUCCUAGAUCAGAUAUCAAGAAAUGAAAAACUGUGGAGAAUUUGGUUUGACAGAGAAAAUCCAGAGGAGGAACCUCUUCCAAAUGCCUAUGACAAAUCUCUCGACUGCUUCAGACGUCUUCUUCUUAUUAGAUCCUGGUGUCCAGACAGAACCAUUGCCCAGGCUCGAAAGUACAUCAUGGACUCCAUGGGAGAGAACUAUGCAGAGGGAGUUAUCCUGGACUUGGAAAAGACAUGGGAGGAAUCUGAUCCACGGACGCCACUCAUCUGCCUCCUGUCCAUGGGCUCUGACCCCACAGAUUCCAUCAUUGCUUUGGGGAAGAGACUAAAAAUAGAAACACGCUAUGUGUCCAUGGGCCAGGGCCAGGAGGUCCAUGCGAGGAAGCUGUUGCACCAGACCAUGGCAAAUGGCGGAUGGGUACUUCUACAGAAUUGCCAUCUGGGACUUGACUUCCUAGAUGAACUAAUGGACAUAAUUACAGAAACAGAGACUGUUCGUGACACUUUCCGCCUAUGGAUUACCACAGAGGUUCACAGGCAGUUCCCGAUAACUCUCCUUCAGAUGUCCAUCAGGUUUGCCAAUGAGCCUCCUCAGGGCCUCCGGGCUGGCCUGAAAAGAACAUAUGGUGGCGUGAGCCAGGACCUACUGGAUGUGAGUGUGGGGGCCCAGUGGAAGCCCAUGUUGUAUGCAGUGGCCUUCCUGCACUCUACUGUACAGGAGAGGCGCAAGUUUGGUCCCCUAGGAUGGAAUAUCCCCUAUGAAUUUAAUCAAGCAGACUUCAAUGCCACUGUGCAGUUCAUUCAAAACCACCUGGAUGAUAUGGAUAUCAAGAAGGGUGUGUCCUGGACCACAGUCCGUUACAUGAUUGGAGAGAUCCAGUAUGGAGGCAGAGUCACUGACGACUACGAUAAGAGGUUGCUGAACACGUUUGCAAAGGUUUGGUUCAGUGAAAACAUGUUUGGACCAGAUUUCACCUUUUACCAAGGAUACAGCAUUCCAAAAUGCAGCACAGUGGAUGGCUAUCUUCAGUACAUUCAGAGCUUGCCUGCCUAUGACAGCCCCGAGGUGUUUGGGCUGCACCCCAAUGCCGACAUCACUUACCAGAGCAAGCUGGCCAAGGACGUGCUAGACACCAUCCUGGGCAUCCAGCCUAAGGACAGCUCUGGUGGAGGGGAUGAGACACGGGAGGCUGUGGUGGCCCGCUUGGCUGAUGAGAUGCUGCAGAAGCUUCCAGAAGACUACAGCCCUUUUGAAGUGAAAGAGAGGUUGCAGAAGAUGGGGCCAUUCCAGCCCAUGAACAUUUUCCUCAGGCAGGAGGUUGACAGGAUGCAGAGGGUGCUCAGCCUCGUCCGCAGCACUCUGACUGAGCUGAAGCUCGCUGUUGAUGGCACCAUUAUCAUGAGCGAAAAUCUGCGAGAUGCUCUGGAUUGCAUGUUUGACGCCAGAAUCCCUGCUCGGUGGAAGAAGGCAUCGUGGGUUUCAAGCACCCUGGGUUUCUGGUUUACCGAGCUUCUAGAAAGAAACUGCCAGUUCACCUCCUGGGUUUUCAAUGGCCGACCCCACUGCUUUUGGAUGACAGGCUUUUUUAACCCCCAGGGAUUUUUAACUGCUAUGCGACAGGAAAUAACUCGGGCUAACAAAGGCUGGGCUCUGGACAAUAUGGUUCUUUGCAAUGAAGUCACCAAAUUGAUGAAGGAUGACAUUUCUGCCCCUCCCCCAGAAGGGGUCUAUGUCUACGGCUUAUACCUUGAGGGUGCCGGCUGGGACAAAAGGAAUACAAAACUCACUGAAUCCAAACCCAAAGUGCUUUUUGAGUUGAUGCCGGUCAUCAGGAUUUAUGCAGAAAACAACACUGCAAGAGAUCCUCGGUUGUAUUGCUGCCCCAUCUACAAGAAGCCAGUUCGAACAGACUUGAACUACAUUGCUUCUGUGAACCUCAAGACAAUCCAGGCUCCUGAACAUUGGGUUCUCCGUGGGGUUGCCCUUCUCUGUGAUGUCAAGUAACAGAAAUGCAUGCUCCAAAUUAUUUUAAUCUUUAUUUUUCAGUCAGUGCUGGACAUACAUAAAUCAGACUGUGUUGUGUGUAAUUAAUGAUGUGACACUACCACACACACUUCUUUGGAUGCUUCGUUGUAUUUUACUUCUUUUGUAAUUGGUAAUUGACCCUUGCAUUUGUUUGAAAAAUACUUACUGAUUUAAAAUCGUAAUUAACAACCUCCUAGUGAAUUGUGGGCAUCAAACCUCUAAUCAUAUAUCUUCUUCUUAUUUCCAUCUGAAGUCUAUGUUAAGCAGUUACUAUUUUCUCUCAGGGAUUGCUUGUCUGUUAAUGUGGCUCUGGUAGAAGCCACUUUCUCUAAGUUAACAUGGGAAGCUUGUGCCAAUUUUGUUUCUAUUGCCUUUUGGUCAGGUCAGGAGACUUAUUCUCUAGACUUCAAGUAGCUCAUUAAAAGAUCUUUUUACAAAAUAACACAGCAUAAGCAUUAAGAUUGUGAAUAAACAGCUCAGGUGAACCUGGAGUGCAAACACAGAACAAUGCUCAGUCUCACUUAUAAUUAGUGACAAGAUACUGAGUGAUGUCUAACAGAAAAGUACAGUGUCGGUACUGCUGAUAUUGCUCACAGAGUGUCAGAACAAUGUAAAUUGAUCCAACAUUUCUGUAAAGUAAUUCAAACAGAGAAAGAAACAUUAAAAUAUUCUAACUCUUUGAUUCUUAUUUCUCUAUACCAAAGGGUAAACCUAGUGAAGGCAAAUUUUAUAUGUAAAGUUAUAUUUAAUAAAGAAAAUAAAUGCACCUGCUCCAAAUGUUUGUCAGUAUAGAUAUGAUAACAGAAACCAGGUAGGAUUAGGCAACUAUGGGAUGUAGUAUUGUAGAGAUCAUUAGAAGAAAAUGACAAGUAUAAUAAUGAAUGGAAGAUACAAUUCACAAAAUAUUGAUCUCUCUAUGUCUACAGCUAUGAAAUGAGUUUGAAUGUGGACAAAAACUAAAUAACAAUAUGGAAAAAUAAAGCCAGGUGUUAUGGCAUAAUAAAUAUAGGAGUAUUUUUAAAAUGUAAUACUUCAAAGAAGAAUAUGGGAGGAUCAAGGCCCUAGAAUGUGUGUCUGGGAUCCAAAGUAGAUUUUAUUAAUUAGGAAAAAUGUUCUCCAAGGAACUCUUCAUUUAUUUUUGUUUUAAGUUUUGGUUAUAAAUGGAAUUCUGCUUCACCUGUUAUGUAUGGAUUAGGGAACUUGAUCAGGAUUAUAAUUAGAAUUAUGGUUGAGUUGUAGGUCUGAUUUACUGCAGUUUCUUCUGAGGUAAUGGGUUUUCCAUGUGUGUAGAAGGUGUGGAGGGUGAAUGUUCACCACCAGGUGCAGGGUGUUCCCCACCAGGUACAGGUCUAUAAUCAGCACCAUUGUUUUAUGCUCAUUAUGCUGUGUAGUUUGUGUGACUCUUAAUGAUCAUGGGUGAUACUACUACUGUUUGGACAGCUUUUUUUUGUAUGA
Messenger RNA from Cricetulus griseus (Chinese hamster), 15650 nucleotides. The record is from RefSeq and is a predicted model, not a curated record. Lineage: Eukaryota; Metazoa; Chordata; Mammalia; Rodentia; Cricetidae.